AUGAACCAACCUGCAGAUGUGUUUGAUCAUGAGUGGCCACCCGAAGAUGUUGAUGAGUAUGAGAAUCACUACUUUGAGGAGGAAUGGCCCCUAGGUGAAACAGACCUGCAUGACGACUUAGAUGAUCCGAUCCAGGCCCCGCAGUCUUUCAAUGUGAAUGAGCCCAAUCCUGGUAGACCUGACGUGCCAGUUGUGGCUACUCCAAGGCUGUCUUGGUGUUGUCUGAGGUGUGAUGCAUUUAACUAUGAUUGGAACCCGGAGGCAGAGAACUGGCAAUGCACUGAGUGUAGUGGCACUGAAUUCUAUAAGACAGAUCGCCCCACGAAGAUCGUGCGUGAGCAUGGUUCUUGGUUGUAUCUCCCAUUUGGUCACGAUGCCCCUGCUUCAUCGUCACAGAAGAGAAGGCGAAGGCGUAUGAGAGGCAAGUAUGAUCCAUCUGGUGAUGACUCACUGCCCCGUGAAACUGCAGAGUCAGAAGUUCCAACCGCUGACCCAGUUGUAGAGGUUGAGCCGAGACAGACUCAUGCGGCUCAGCUUCCACUUGGAUCUCAUAGACAUGACCUACCAGCCACUCGUAGAUCGAUUCAUGCAUCUCCUUCUGCCAAGACUUCGGAUGAGCGUUUGGUGGCAGCACUCACCAAAGCUUUGGACAAGAAGAGCGACUCCGAGGAGUGGUCAUCCUUGAAGGGCCCCUUCAAAGGAGUUCGAUGGCGCGGUGGCACUCCACCUCACCCGCCAACAUGGAGCUAUGACAAAGACGACUUGAGAGCCUACAACAAGUAUGUCAAGAAGGUAGAGAUUUGGAUGCUGCAAGUGGCACCCUACAUGACUAAGAAAGAGGCUGCGCUGCAACUCUAUGGAGCCCUCCAAGGAGAAGCAGAGCAAGAGCUUGAACACACCCCAGUCUCCGAAAUCUACUGUGAUGACGGAGUGCAAAAGAUUCUGAGCGCUCUUCAAGCUCCAAUGGAACAGAAGCAGAUCUACCAGAAGCGUCGAUAUCUCCAUGAAUUUGAGAGUGGGCUGAGUCAUGAACAGCAGCGCAUGUUACUUGUGGGAACAAGUCAGAGUCUUGCUUUUGAUCAGUUGGCAGAGGCAAUGGUUCUCCAAUUUCCUGACUAUCGAGGUGCACCACCGAUUCUUGGAGCCAAUGGUAGAGAAGUUUCAAAGGGUUCUUCCAAAGGAAAGCCUUCAUCCUCUCCGAGCUCUACGGCAAGUUCGUCGAGCUCUACUACCAAUUCACACACCUCCUAUCGAACUUCGUCCACUGCCCUCAGUAGCUCGUCUGGCAAAGGUGGCAGUGUUAAAAGAGCCUUUGUUGCGGAAGUUGAACAGCCAGCCAAUGAUGACACACCCGAGAAUCUUGAGACUAUUGAUGAAGAACCGCAAGCAGAAGAAGAAGCUGACCAAUCAGCUGACAGCGAACACACAGCCCAAGAAGGUGAUGAUCCUGAUCUCUCAGAACUAGCCGAAGUCCUCACCAUCACUGCAAAGAAGUUGAGUGGUUUGACGCUUGGUCGAAAGUGGGCCAAGUCUAAGCCUUCUGGCCCUAGAGAUCGUGCGAGUCCAUCGGAUGCCAAGAAGCACACUCAUUGCAGUGCUUGUGGUGCCAAAGGCCAUUGGUAUCAGGACCCAGAGUGUCCCAAGAACCAAGGCACUUCUUCUAGGACUCUGAAAUCCUUUUGCCUUCAAUCUCGUGUCCGAGCAAUGCACCAGCCUCCACCAGCAUGGUUGGCGUCAUGGCGUCGGAUAGUGCUCAUCAUCAAGAACGUGUUCAAGGUCUUCAUCCGCCAAGCUGUGUGUCUCAUCAAUCUGAGCCUAAUGCCCCGAGACGUACUUCAAGCACUACCACCACAAGUGAGCAUCAGAGCCAGUCCAGACACAUGCGAUCACUUCCAGUGCAAGAGGUACGGCAAUCCACGAGGCAGAUUUGCACAGUGCCUUCAAUGCCUGACCAAGUGGAAGUGGAACGAAGCCCUCGAAAAGUGGCAGCCUCAUGGACCAAGCGCACACUCUUCGCGAUUGCGACCUUUGCCACCACCAUCUUCGGCAACGAUCGCAACUUCAGCGCCAUCUUCAACAGCGGCGACACGUGCAGCCACGUCCAAAGCGAAAGCCAAAGCCACACCGGGACCCACUUCCAACACGUCAGCAGCCCCUCAGACUCAAUGGACAUCCUUCGACGACAUGGAGCUCCACAUGGACCACUUGACGGAGGAGGAGCAAGUGGAAGUCAUGCAGAUCAUGAUCCAAGAGAGUCCCAUACGCGCACUCCAAAUGGGCACUCACAACUGGAUGUGGGAGGCUUGGGCCAACGACCCAGGCCACGAGGAGGAUCGUCAGAGGGUGGAGCUGCAGACAGAUCAGAAGCGAUGGGACAGACUCAUCGAGUUGGGAGUGAUCCAGAAUCCGGACAGCGAGAUCUACGACUUCGAGUGGAACGAGGUGGAUCCAUGUGAAGCCCUGUCCACGAAGCUCGCCCCUGAGUAUGACCUGGAUGUCCUCCAACCGUAUGACUUGAUCUAUGGACAGGACUUCAUGAAAGAGGAAGUGCAAAACAGCAUUUUCAAGACCUUGAGACGGUUUCGUCCUCUCCUUACUUUGAUGGGACUGGACUGCCGUCACUACAACUUGUUCCAGCUUCAACAAGGUGACGCUCCACUGAGACAGAUGGCAGCAUCAGUGGCAGAAGAGCAGUUGAAGAACAACAGAUACUUUCUGAUGCGGUCAGAAGUGUGGGAGACCCCAGAGAUGGAACGGUUGAAACAACUUCCUGGAGUAUGGACGGUAACAUGUGAUUCAGGAGUUUUUGGGCUUAUGGUUCACGGUCACAAUGUUGCAAAACCAAUCACCUUCAUCGGUAACAUUCCAGGUCUUGAUGAGCAACUUUCUCGAAGACUUCUCCCAGAACAACGACAACAAUGCACACCCAUUCAAGGGAAGCUCACUCGUGCUUCUCAGGCCUAUCCUGAGGAACUCUGCAGAACAAUUCUGGAAGCUCUGAGACGAGUUGCUCGCGAGCUACAACCUCAGCGCUUCUGCACUCGACAGCGUGGAGUCCAUCAAGCACUACCAGUCCAACAACCAACGACUGAUCUGGCAGCUUGGGACUCCGUGUAUCAACAUCUUGAUGCAGCGUUCAGCCAAUCAAGCAAACGACCCUUCCUGAUCGCCACCAACAGCGAGAUGGGGAAAUACAUUCAAUCACUUUUCAGGAUUGACGCCAUCAAGAUCCAAGCAGUUGCGAGCCCAACUACCAGGCGCAUUCCCAGCAAUGUUGACGAAUGGUCGACUAGAGCAUGUUGUCUCUUCUUUGCAGAUGAUGAUCGCAAAGUAGAAGUGGAAGACCUAGACAAUGUGAGGUUUCCAAAGCAGAAGUUCCACAAGACUGUCAGAUACGCAGUCUUUGCUUAUGGUGCCCGACGAGAACUGCCAGCAACGUCGGAACAGCAGCAACCUGAGCAAACAGAACCUGGACCAGCGAUUGUCCCUGGAUUGCCCACCGACAUCGACUUUCCAGGUACGUCUCAGCAGUCACUGUCCCAAGAGGUGAAGCGUACUGUCGCACGACUACAUCUCAAUUUGGGACAUCCAACAUCACAAGAACUAUGUCGACUGUUGGCUUACGAAGGCAACGUUCCAGACAUGGUUUAUCAAGCAGUUCGGCAUCUACGAUGCGCCACUUGCGAAAGAUUGAAACCACCACAAAAACCAAGGCCUUCAACAAUGCCUUCAUUGACAGUGGGACAGUUCAACGAUGAGCUGCAGGCAGACAUAUGCUACUGCCGUACUGUUACAGCCACCACCUUCAUGAUUUUGGGCGUAGUUGAUAGGGCCAUGGGAUUGCACCAAGCAGGCAUUCUCGACGACCGAAACAGUGAAACAUGUUUUCAGCUUCUCCAUGAUCUUUGGCUUCGACCCUUUGGUUUGCCUCUACGUCUUCUUUGUGAUCCUGAUCCUUCCUUCAAGGGCAUGUUUCAACAUAGAGUUCAGGCGAUAGGCAUCCACCUGGACUACUGUCCACCAGAAGCUCACCAUAUCAUCGGCAUGAUAGAGCGACGGAACUCAGUGCUGAGGUUGAUCUUGGAAAAGCUGAUAGAUCAAUUUGCUGUUGACAUUCCAGAACGGUGUCAAGUUUUGGUUUCUGCAGCAUGCCAUGCCAUCAACUCACAGAUCCAAACUCAUGGAAGAAGUGCCUACCAGGCAGUUUUUGGAAGGCAGCCCAGGUUGCUAGAUAGCAACUUCAACGACCCAAUGAUCCUGGCCACAUCAUCCUCAGCCAUCAGGGAUGAGACCAAUCCAGGACUACGAGCUGACCUUGUUAGAAAUGAGGCCAUCAAGACACUCCACAACCUCGACGUUAGCCAGCACUUGCGUCGAGCUCUCUUGCGGAAGACUCGCAAGACCAACAUUGCAGAUUUGCAGCCAGGACAGAAGUGUGCAUUCUGGCGAUGGAGCCGAAGAGGUGGACCUCGUGGACCUCGUAAGAGAGGAACUUGGGUGAUAGGCAGAUUCUUGAGUUGGGACCCAUCUCACCCAGGAAAACAAGCUUGGAUUCGAAGUGGUGCAACAACAAUCCUAGCCACCGCAGAGCAAAUUCGAGCUGCUUUUGGGUUCGAAGAUUGGGCACCAGAUCCCCAAGAUAUCGCAGCACUAAAGAAUGCGUCUACAAGCUUUACAGACCAGCUACUCGAUGACCGGGGUCCUGAACCACCAGACCUGAACAUCGAGGAUGAUGACAUCUUUGACCCUGAGAGUGCUGCCAUCCCACCAACACCAUCAAUGAUGGUACCUGCCACACCAGUUCCACAGACCGAACCACCAGCCAAGCCAGCAUCAUCCUCGAUGCAGCCUCGACAAUCAGAUACUGUCAUACAACAACAGUCCACCAUUCAGGUGAACAUUGACAGUCCUACACAUAUCACCAACAAGACGAUGCAGUUUCAACGCUUCGGAGACAUACCAACCCGAAGCAGAAAGCACAGGUCACGAACACCAAACUCCCGGAGGACAGAGGUGCGUGAUAAACCAGUUUCACAACCACCAGCUGAACUACCACCAGCUGAAGCACCAACAAUUUUGCCGCCUGCCGCGACAAUGACUGAUGAACAACCAUCAACAUUGACUUUGCCGCAGCCAACCGAGGAGCAACAAUCCCUCGAACAUAUGCCACCGCAGACAGUUUCACAAUUCCUUGGACAAGGGGACACCAUUUUGGACCCCACAGAGCCCGAGCAACACCAACCAGGCCCAACACAAGGGUCUACGGCUCAAAGUUCGGCUUCUCAAACAAUGCAACAUGAUGUGGUGCCAGAAACACCACAAGUGAUUGAGGUUGAAGAUGACUCCACGGACAACAUGUUACCACAGAAACGAACAUUUGACAGCCUCAUCACAUUGCGACCACUGGGGCACAACAAAAUCCAACGAGUCAGUAGCCAAUGGGAUGGAUCACCACUGAUUGGAUUCGGCCCCAAGAGCAAUAGGUACCACAAAGCAUACUUGACAACACAUCAGAGAAAACAAGACGUUUUGCAAGAGAACAAGCCACCUGAGGAGCCAGACACAACUGACGACUCUAGCUCGGAUGAGACCGAGCAAGUCAACAAGCCCCAAACAAUGCAGCUAGCACUCAAAACGAGCAGCAAGCAAAAGCAAAGUGGCAAGACAGCACUGCAGCCAAUGCAACCAGCCUACAAGCAAGGCAUGACACGACAAGAAGUCAAAGCACUGGAUCGCGAGAUUCCAUGGAGAACCAUCCUCUCCAUGCCUCCAUCCUAUGUCGACAAGUUCCUGGCCGCCAUCGACAAGGAGGCGGUGGCCUGGCAACAAUGGCAAUCAGUAGAACCCCUGUCUGACAAGCAGGCUCAAGAAGUGUUCAGUGACCCAGUGUUGUCUAAGAGAAUAUUGCCCAGCCGGGCAUGCUACAGAGACAAAGCUUGCGGCAUCGGUGAUGUCGUUGCCAAAUGCCGAAUCGUGGCCUUAGGCCAUCUUGACCCUGACCUGCAACAGUUGUCCAGGAAUGCUUCAACCCCUGGAAGAAUCGCCGAGCACAUCAUGUUCCUGAUGAUAGUAAGUGGAUCCAACAGGUGCUUGUUUGAUACUCAACAACUUUGGAUCACUUGGAUUGGAGACGCAAAGACAGCAUUUCUCCAAGGAGUUCAAGACCCUCAGGAACGAGAUGGACCUUUGUUCAUGCGACCACCAAGGGACGGCCUUAUCAGCCGUACAAAUCACUGGACAGCCGCACUAUACAGGAUAAGGGGGAACGUGUACGGCCUUGCAAAUGCACCAAUUACCUGGCAACGUGAAGUAUGCCGCCGACUCGCCCAUUUGAAAUUUACUCAACACAUGUUUGACAAGCAGCUGUACGUCAAAUACACCGACUCUGGUGAAGUGCAAGCAGCAGUCCUAGUCUAUGUUGACGACUUCGUAGGAGUUUAUCGACAAGACUUUCCCAUUCAACAAGUGUAUGAUCUUUUUCAAUGGGGAUCUCGACAAGAACUGGAAGUGGGCAAACCAGUGACUUUUAAAGGCAAGGAGUUGACCCUCAUAGAAGACAAACACGGCAAGAUCAACCUUCAUAUCACUAUGAAGAAAUUCAUUCAAGGACUCGAUACUGCAAAGGUCAUCAGAGGCCGCAACACAGACGACCACUUGAAUGAGCAUGAGCAGAAAGAACUAAGAAGCGUGUGUGGAUGUCUUCAAUGGCUUGCAACUCAAUGCAGACCAGAAGUGGCGGCAUCAGUUAGUCUCGUGCCUCACGGUGCUGCUCCGUUAGAGAGCAUUCGUUGGGUUCCAACGCAGUACCAGUUUAGCGAUGGCUUGACCAAAGUUGAUGCAAAACUUCGUGAGAACUUUUCAAAGUGGCUGAAAGACCCUGUUUGCAUCAUCACGCAAGAAGCCAUUGAACAUGCACGUGCCAAAGAAAAAUAUUCCGGUGAAAGUUCUGUGCUGUGCUCCUUCGCUCUGCAGAGCAGAAGCAGUGCUGUAGACGGAGAGGGCUUCAACCGAGCACGAAGUCCUUCUGAAUCCUUCUGGAAGAAUUUUCAAAUGACACCACCAGCUGCAAGGUGCUCCUUCGCGCUGCAGAGCAGAAGCAGUGCUGUAGACAAAGGGGGCUUCAACCGAGCUGGGAAAAUUGGAGUACUUCUUGCUCACACACCGUGCAGAGCUUUGGGGGCAGAACUUCCCACACUUGUCUCUCACUCUGGGCAAAGUCGCGAGUCUGCACCACAGUUUUCCAUGCUACCCAUACUGCUGAAGGCGAUGGUGCAAGGAAACUUGAGGCAACUUUUCUCAGCGAAACAGGCACGAAGUCCUUCUGAAUCCUUCUCGAAGAAUUUUCAAAUGACACCACCGACUGCAAGGUGCUCCUUCGCACUGCUGAGCAGAAGCAGUGCUGUAGACGGAGAGGGCUUCAACCGAGUCAUAUGGCUGCAUUGGAUAGCAACUAGCACUUUGAUGCGUCAGAGCAGGAAACUGUUAGACAACUUGGAUCAGGCGAUGCAGGCAGUGGUCAAUACCACCAGAGCAGUUUCAGGGCGACUGACCAGUGGCUCCGCACCGGGACUUAACAGCAAUGCGACCAUGAAGGCUGGUGACUGUGGAGCACUUCGUCCUGACUUCCAAAAUGACUCCGCAGUUCUGGCUGGGAGCUCCCUAUUUCAAUGGCAACAUGUUCGAUCUAAACCGAUGGAAAUUGGAGAUUUUCUGGCCCGUCAGGUGCCACGAGUUUGCCAAUCUUGCAUCCUGCCCAUAUCGCCAACGGCAGUGCUGGCUUGGUUGGCAGCACGAAGUCCUUCUGUAUCCUUCCAGAAGAAUUUUCGAAUGACACCACCGGCUGCAAGGUGCUCCUUCGCGCUGCAGAGCAGAAGCAGUGCUGUAGACGGAGAGGGCUUCAACCGAGCACAAAAUCUUUCUGAAUUCUCCUGGAAGAAGUCUUCAAUGACUCUACACGCUUCAAGGUGCUCCUUCGCGCUGCAGAGCAGAAACAGUGCUGUAGACGAAGGGGGCUUCAACCGAGCGAUGCAGGCCGUGGUCAAUACCACCAGAGCAGUUUCAGGGCAACUGACCAGUGGCUCCACACCGGGACUUGACAGCAAUGCGACCAUGAAGGCUGGUGACUGUGGAGCACUUCUUCCUGACCUAGGGCUUUGCGUUUUCAGGGAACGGCUCGAAUGCAGACAUUUUUUGGAGGUGCCACGAGUUUGCCAAUCUUGCAUCCUGCUCAUAUCGCCAAAGGCAAACAUCCCUUCUCCAUGUCGAAGCGAUUUAAGCGUUUUGAUGAGAGCAUUGAUGAGGGGGGGGAAAGCCCACAGGUACUCCUUCGAGUUGCAGAACAGAAGCCGUGUAGAGAGGGCGGACUUCAACCGAGCGAUGCAGGCCGUGGUCAAUACCACCAGAGCAGUUUCAGGGGGGCUGACCGGUGUCUCCACACCGGGACUUGACAGCAAUGUAACCAUGAAGGCUGGUGACUGUGGAGCACUUCUUCCCGACCUAGGGCUUUGCGUUUUCAGGGAACGGCUCGAAUGCAGACAUUUUUUGGAGGUGCCACGAGUUUGUCAAUCUCGCAUCCUGCCCAUAUCGCCAAAGGCUGAUGCCAGACUGCCCAGACCACUGGCUUGGUUAAAGACAAUCCAGGUGCCAAAUCCUUCCGAAUCCUCCUGGACAAAUUCUUCAUUGACUCUGCCCGCAAGGCGCUCCUUUGCGUUGCAGAACAGAAGCCGUGCUGCAGAGAGGGCGGACUUCAACCGAGCGAUGCAGGCCGUGGUCAAUACCACCAGAGCAGUUUCAGGGGGGCUGACUGGUGUCUCCACACGGGGACUUGACAGCAAUGUGACCAUGAAGGCUCGGGACCGUGGAGCACUUCUUCCUGACGUACAGUUGACUGUAGGGCUUUGUGGUUUGAGGGCACGGCUCAAAUGCAGAAACUUUUCGGAGGUGCCACGAGUUUGCCAAUCUUGCAUCCUGCUCAUAUCGCCAAAGGCUGAUGGCAAACUGCCCAGACUGCCCAGACCACUGGCUAGGUCAAAGAAAAUGGAGGUGCCAAAUCCUUCCGAAUCCUCCUGGACAAAUUCUUCAUUGACUCUGCCCGCAAGGCGCUCCUUUGCGUUGCAGAACAGAAGCCGUGCUGUAGAGAGGGCGGACUUCAACCGAGCGAUGCAGGCCGUGGUCAAUACCACCAGAGCAGUUUCAGGGGGGCUGACUGGUGUCUCCACACGGGGACUUGACAGCAAUGUGACCAUGAAGGCUCGGGACCGUGGAGCACUUCUUCCUGACGUACAGUUGACUGUAGGGCUUUGUGGUUUGAGGGCACGGCUCAAAUGCAGAAACUUUUCGGAGGUGCCACGAGUUUGCCAAUCUUGCAUCCUGCUCAUAUCGCCAAAGGCAGUGCUGGCUUGGUUGGCAGCAGCUGCGCUUAGAUCAAGGCUUAAAUGUGACACUUUCAGGAGUGCCACGUCACAUUGGGGCGUUUGA
Cladocopium goreaui is the source of this 9477-nucleotide messenger RNA. NCBI's taxonomy places the organism in Eukaryota, Dinophyceae, Suessiales, Symbiodiniaceae. The record is from the annotation of a GenBank genome assembly.